AAGGCUUUAUAAGCCAGUCGGGAGUCUGCAGCAGCAUCACAGGGCAGCGCACAACAUCCAGGAACAUACUGAGCUCAAACCUCGUCUGACAUCCUCGCUCUGCAGCUUCCUGCUACUCCAAACAAGACAUUCAACGGACAACAUGAAAGUGGCCUUUGUUUUUGUUUUGCUCUUUGCUGCAGUUCUUUGCAGACCGGCAAGAAAAUAUUCGGACAGUUCUGCAGAGAGCUCAGAAGAAGUGGUGAGACGACCUGCGGCUCCGCUCUUCAGGAAAAAGGUGGCCGAAGUUUCCCGAAUCCGUGCAGCAGCUAUCAGGGCUUUCCAGAGGUUUUUUGCAUCACCUGUUGCCAGUUCAGAUGAAAGCACAGACAGCUCUGACGAGCAGGUAGCAGUGGAGACUCCAGCUGUAGUCAACUAUGAAACCACUGAUCCUGCUGCUUCAGACACGCCCCCUGUCAACAACGAAGAUAGUGAUGAUGACGACGACGACGACGAUGAAUCGGAGGAAAGUGACAGUGACGAGGAGGAGGAGGAGGAAGAUGAGGAAGACUCCUCAGAGUCGGGCGAGGAUUCAACUGUUGCUCCUGAGACCGUGACCCCCGUUGUUGUGACAGAUGAGCCCCUGGAUGAAACUACAGAGGAUCCCCUGGUGCCCACCAUCGUCACAGACACAGACUCAGGUCGCGGUGACAGCAUGGGGGGGUAUCCCAGUGAUUACAAGACCUACGUCUAUGUGGAGAAGGGCUACCCCAAGGCUCCUUCGCCUUACAAGUCCUACCAAUACGUUGACAAAAAAACAGGCUAUGACACGCCCACUGACAAUGAGGUGGAGAAGUCAGCAAACGUGUACAAGGUUGAGACUUAUCAAGCCCAUUCUGAUCUAGAGGAGGAUAGCAGCACUCCUGAUGAGGAGAGCCAGAAUCUAGACACCGCUGGACCUUCUGAGAGCCAGGAUGUUCUUCCUGAGGAGGAGGAGGAAGAGGAGGAGAGCGCUGGCACCACUGAAAGCGGAAGCUCCAGCACCCCAGAAGAAGAGGAAGAAACAGAGCAGAGCAGCGAGGAGACGGCAGCCACACCUGGAGCCUCUGACAGCGAUUCCGACGAGAGCGACAGCACGGAGAGUGACUCAGAUGAGCACGGGAUGGGCCCCGAACCCACCGCCGACACGGUGGUCAUCACUGCCAAAUAAGUCACGCAGGAAGUGUUGUGUGGUGUCGCAUAGAUUGGUAUAAUAAAGACUCCAUGCCACAUUCAAGAGUAAUCUUUUCCCUUGUGAGGCACUUUCUAUAUUUCGCUUUGUACAAUCCAAUCCAAGCUAACCAGGCGCUCGUAUACUACAGUGAAACCUGUUUAAGUCAACGCUGUUUACAUAGACAACUGCUCUGAGUUGACAGAUGUGGACGUUAACAGGUUGCACUGUAACAAAGUCAUUGAUAAAGUUCAUAGAGUAUUUAUGCGCUUGGUGCAAUUUUCAGAUUUUUCUGCUGAAUCCAGUCAGAAGAUCACUCUAGGCAAUCUGUUGGCCUUGGACCUUUUUGCCCUCCAUCCUUCCCGUGGGUUAAAAUGAUAAAUAACAAAAAAAAAUGUUAGCACCAGCACAAUGCAGAGUUAGAUCGUAAAAUGUUAGCAAAGUUGCAUUACAGGCAAUGUGCAAUUUAAGCCAAAUUUGUAUAACCAUUUCACGCGCCCAAUCAUUAAGCCAUAUAUUUGCCUCGUUUGUGUGGUUUAACUCAUGGCUGUUGUUGCUAAUAUCAAACCUGCCGGUGU
Messenger RNA from Dunckerocampus dactyliophorus (ringed pipefish), 1767 nucleotides. RefSeq names its product secreted phosphoprotein 1 (gene spp1). Lineage: Eukaryota; Metazoa; Chordata; Actinopteri; Syngnathiformes; Syngnathidae. Gene Ontology annotation, biological process: ossification; cell adhesion. The coding region runs from base 143 to 1189 and encodes 348 amino acids. The record is from RefSeq and is a predicted model, not a curated record. The transcript is spliced from 8 exons.